Argentina anserina (silverweed cinquefoil) is the source of this 844-nucleotide messenger RNA. RefSeq names its product abscisic acid receptor PYL12-like. Gene Ontology annotation, cellular component: cytoplasm; nucleus. The transcript has 2 exons. Bases 174 to 695 code for a protein of 173 amino acids. Gene Ontology annotation, biological process: abscisic acid-activated signaling pathway. NCBI's taxonomy places the organism in Eukaryota, Viridiplantae, Streptophyta, Magnoliopsida, Rosales, Rosaceae. The record is from RefSeq and is a predicted model, not a curated record. Gene Ontology annotation, molecular function: abscisic acid binding; signaling receptor activity; protein phosphatase inhibitor activity.
AGCAGCUGCAAAGGUACAAACGUAACUGCUCUAAAGUUUCAACUCUUGUCCUUUGCCUGCUAGAGAGAGAUUAUUUUGUCUUUUCUCUAUGCCAAUCCACAAGCCCUUUAUGUAGGAACAGUUCCCACCAAGCCUCAGGUACCCGAUUAUCAAACCCAGAAAACAAACCCAUAAUGGAGAGCUACCAUUGCCAUGCCCUCUUACCAAACCAGUGUGGUUCAAGCCUGGUCCAGACCAUAAAUGCACCGCUUCCUCUCGUUUGGUCAGUUCUUCGCCAGUUUGAUAAGCCUCAAGUCUACAAGCAGUUUAUAAGCAGCUGCAAGAUGUGCGCUGGAGAUGGAGGCAUAGGAAGCAUACGUGAAGUUGAAGUCCACACCGGCUUACCAGCCAAAACCAGCAUGGAGAGGCUCGACAGGCUUGACGAUGACAAGCAUGUCAUAAAUUUCAGCAUUGUUGGUGGAGAACACAAGCUAGUGAAUUACAGCUCUACUACGACAGUGAACGAAGAUAAGGAUAGAAAGACUCUUGUGAUUCAAUCUUAUGUGGUGGAUGUUCCUGCUGGGAGUAGUAAAGAGGAUACUUGCUUGUUUACUAAUACUAUCAUACAGUGCAACCUUAGGUCCCUGGCUAAAGUUACAGAAAGGAUGUCUGCUCUUGAUAAACUAGUUUGUAGAAUUGAAGGGUCUAUAAGAUAGUUAAGAGGUUAUGAAGGUUGUUCCAUAUUUUUCUGUGUAGCCAUUGUUUUAGCUAUGCUGUUGUAGCUUCUUUUUGUGGUUGUAAUAUGCGCUUGCAUUUUUAUUUUAUUUUUGGAAUAAAUCUCGCAGUCAUUUUAAUUACAAGAAAU